UUGUUUUCAUGAUCUUAAUUUUGUGCCAUGUAAUGUACAAUGUUAGUGUUGUAGUACAUAUCUAUGACCACCAGGGAGCAGAUUCUACACACCUAUGUUUCUGCUGUGAACCAGACUAGACCUCAUAGCCCGUUCAGCUUGCUAAUGCUAAAGCUGACUUGUGUAAAGAGCAUGUGAUGAUCUAGAUUCUGUUAGAAAUGCGGUUAAGUAAGAGUAAAAAGUAAAUGAGUAAAAUCACAUCAAUCAUGUUGACUAAUGCAGACAGCCAUUCAGCCCUUUCCCUACUAUUUAUCAGCUGUUAAAUUCUUACAUGUAUCGAUUGGUUGUUUGUUUUAACCUCAGAUUCUAAAGUCCAGUGAUUCAUUGCAAAACAACACACAAUCACAUGGACACAUUUAGUGCAGCCACACACACACACACACACACACACACAAACACACACACACACACACACACACACACACACACACACACACACACACACACACACACCAAGUGACACAGAAAAACUGACAAAGACAAAUGUAGACCUUUGCUCUUUUAGUGGUAUGUUUGUGUGGUGUUGUGGGAGGGUGGAUGUAGUCUAUGCGAGUUUGGCCUCAGUGGCUGACAGGAUGCAGAGUGUGGUGAGUCUGGUGUCUCUGCUGGUCCUGGGGUCGGCCUGGACCCUGAAAGCCAUCCCUGUGCACUCAGAACCUCUUGUCACCACACAGGAGCGCUUCGAUGUUGGCAGGUUCAUGGGGAGGUGGUAUGAGGUAGCAGUUGUUUCUACCUGUCCUCACUAUAUGCAGCACAAGAGGGGAAACCCUGCCAUAGUUGCAAUGGAGCUGCAACAAAUUGCCACAGUAGGCAACUUCACCAUGACAUCCACUCAUUUGCGGAAUGGUUCAUGUAAGCAGACAACUACACAUUAUAGUGUGACCGACACUCCUGGAAGAUUCUUCCAUCAUUUUGCACGAUUUGGGGCAGAUGUGGAUUCUUUUGUGGUUCAUACAAACUAUGAUGGUUUUGCAAUGAUGCUUCAGCUUAGCACAGAGAAACCAUCGGGGAUUCAAACCACCAAAGCUAAGCUUUACAGUCGAACUAUGAACAUGGGUUCCGCUGUGAUGGAAAACUUCAAAACGCUGGUCAGACAUCAUGGAAUGAGUGACGACAAUAUCAUCAUAAAUCAGAGCGAAGGUGAGUGUGUUCCAGGUGAACAGGUGACCAAACCCAUCCCAGCUCAAUCUCAGGGGGAGAGAUCCAGUUGAAUACUGAAGAGGAGGAACAUCACACCCAAAACACAUUGUGUCAUCAUUCUAUAAAUGCAUUGUGAGAAACAUCUUCUUGUGGGUUAAUUAAUGCAACACUGUGUUGUCAACAUUGACUUUGCAUGGCAAUUCUGUAUACAUAGGCCUGUAAGUCACUGUUUCAUUUAGGUAUUUGUUCAUGCUUGACUUGACUUUUUUCGUCAAAAUAAUUGGUAUUCAGGUUCUUCACUCUCUAUUAAAUUGAUUCUGUGUUUAUGUUUGUGUUGGAGCUUUAAGGGAACAUACAGAAACUAUCUUUUUAAUAAGCUCCACUAACAGAAACGAGGUCAAACUAGGAUACAUAUUGGAGAUGCUCUUGAAAAAUGGAGAGAGGUCAUAAUGCAGAAAGGUUUCAAGACCGAGAGCUGGCUAAACACUGAAGCUUCAGUGUCCGGGAAUUGGCAACCUGCAUCCACUAGGGAGGAGGGGGCGGGGGCCGGAGAUGGCUCUCUCCAAUGUUUUGAAGUUGGACUGCAGUACCCGUUUUGAAUGCUAGGUGUCAGAAUUACAUAUUGCUCCUUUAAUCCAGAUGGAAAGUAAAACACUGGUCAAAACAAUGUUUAAAUAACACAUAGAAAACAUCAAAUAAUUUAGGGGAUUUCAGCACCUCGUUAUAUACUUCUUCAUUACCAUAAGCUUUCAAUCUUAUGGCCAUGUCAUUUGCUUGCUCCCUACUCAAUUCCCUUUAUAAUUCAUUACUAUAGUGCUGAUUCUGUAAAUCUCUCAUGUGCACAUCACAUCUAAUAACAUUUUCAUCAAAACUUGCAUAAUUUCCUGAGAAAAUACUAGAGAAUCCCUUUUCCCACUCAAAAGCACCUUUCACCUGUCUGAGGAUAAUUCCUGUCCUUGCCAUAUUUCCAUAUUUUCUCAUGAUGUUUGGGCCCCAGCUUAUUUAUCUCAUUCCAAAAGCACUUUGUGUUAUUAAUCUGAAUGUUUUCUUGGUUUAGCGAUUCGCCUCGAGAUGUAUCUUUGUCCAGCCGGAGGAGGUUGUCCAUACAGAACCUUUUAUUUGUCAACAUAAAAUAAACUGAAGAUGAAAAAAAGAUAGAAAUAAAAAAAGUAGAGCUAAACACGAUUCACAAUGACCUACAGCAUUUACCAAUUAGUGCUGUAUCGCUUUAAUGAAAAAUCAAUUUAGCUUCCCUCAUAUUUCACCUAAUUUAAAUAGUUUUAAGGAAAUGUCUUUGUUAUCUUUUGACGAUUAUUAUCUUAACCUCAAAUGAUGUGGGUAGGUUCUACUUGAAAUGCAGAAUUGAAGAUGCUUUUUAAUGAAUAAACAUCAGUGACUUGUGGCUACAACGGUAA
Molecule: messenger RNA, 2594 nt
Organism: Labrus mixtus (cuckoo wrasse)
Lineage: Eukaryota; Metazoa; Chordata; Actinopteri; Labriformes; Labridae
Product: protein AMBP-like
Exons: 7
Coding region: 549-1250 (233 amino acids)
Cellular component (GO): cell surface; plasma membrane
Molecular function (GO): serine-type endopeptidase inhibitor activity
Source: RefSeq, a predicted model, not a curated record